UAUAAAAAAUAUAGGUACCAAAUCGUAAUUUGCCAUUUGGAUCCAUAGAUUGAUCCAUGAAUCCACCAAUCCAAUUGGAUUUGGAUCAAAUGGAUUGGAUUUAAAGGGAUUGAAUUAAAUGGAUUGAAUUAAAUGGAUAAUUUGGUGGAUGGAUUGGAUUGGAUUGGAUUCGUGGAUUUGGAUCCUAAUUGCCACCUCUAAUUUUUCCUGUUCUUUCGCUUUUUAGUAGACUUUUCACCUUGACAGUAGUAAUUCACCACUUCACAUGUUAGCCACUAGCCAGUCAUACUUAUUAUAUGGGCUUUGUAUUGGCCCGUGAACAAUCUCCAACGCCACCACAGCUAUUUUCCUUCGGGCCACUAGCCAGUCAUACUUAUCUUAUGGGCUUUGUAUUGGCCCGUGAACAAUCUCCAACGCCACCACAGCUAUUUUCCUUCAAGCCUGUGAAGCCGGCCCAGCGCUAGUUUGCUCAACCUCCAGUAGCCGCAGCUCCAGAUAAUCAGAUGGCUGAGCUGAAGAACAUUUUGGCGGCAUUCAUGACCACCACCCAGACGAAUUUCACGAGGGUGGACCAGAGCAUAGUCUCUUUGGAGGCAGGACAGAGAAACCAGGGUGCUAUUCUGCAAGAUCUACAGCACCAAGUCGGUAUCCUAGCGCGCCAGCUUACUGCUCGGGCCCCGGGGACUCUACCUGCCACCACCAUCCCCAAUCCACGGGACCCGCACGAGCAGCUGGAUGCCAUUUUCACUAGGAGCGGCAGGCCUACAUCAGCUGAUCCUGCCCCGACCAGGCAGGAGGCACCACUACCUGCUUCAGCACUUCCAGCCAGUGAUGCAGAAGUGCGGGUGGAGAAGGAAGCUCCUGCUCCCAGGCCACAACCAGUGGUGAAGAAGCACGUACCCCAGCUUCCCUUCCCUACUCGCCUACACAAAGACAAGCUGGAGACUGAGUUUGCCAAGUUUAUGGCAAUGUUGAAGCAGCUCAACAUCAGCGUACCUUUUGUGGAGGCACUGUCGAAGAUACCCAAGUACUCAAAGUUCAUGAAAGAUCUCCUCACCAACAAGAAGGAACUUGGGGAUCUCUCGACAGUGCUGCUGAGCGAGGAAUGUUCUGCUGUCCUGCAGAACAAGCUGCCCGAAAAGCGCAAGGAUCCAGGGAGUUUUACUAUCCCUCUUACUAUUGGCAGCAUGCAUGUAGGAAAGUCCUUGGCGUACCUAGGCGCUAGCAUUAAUGUCAUGCCAUAUAAAUUGUUCAAAAAGCUAGACCUAGGUGAACUUAGCCCUACUAGGAUGAGCAUUCAGCUAGCUGAUCGUUCCGUUGUGCAUCCUAGGGGUAUCAUAGAAGAUCUUCUUGUUAAUGUGGGUGCAUUCACAUAUCCUGUUGAUUUUGUUGUUCUGGAUAUAAAUGAUGAUGUGGAUGUGCCUUUGAUUUUAGGAAGACCAUUUCUUGCCACCGCCAAGGCACUGAUUGAUGUGCAUGAUGGUAAACUGAUUCUGCGUGCUGGGAGUGAACAAGCUACUUUUUCUGUGACUGAAUUCGAUCAUUGUGCUAUGAUUGCUGUCUCCCCUGUGCAUGCUAUUUCUGACCAGAUACACGAGCCUGUCGUGUAUCCUUCUGCACCUCUCAUUUUGCAGGACCCUCCUAUCAUUCCUUCGCCGCCACUCCAUCCAGCCUCGCCUCCGAACAAAAAGACCAAGGAGGAGUGGCGGCCGAAGCAGCCGGUUACAAAGCCUACACGGAAGAAAGGUGGAGACAACUAUGAGCUGGUUCCACCAUCUGCACCACGACCACCCUGGCCAUCCGAGUACUCACUCGCCUGCAUCUUGCCGGAUGGCCAGGUCGAGCUGACCGAUGAUGGUGGUCGCACCCGUCGGGUGCAUGGCCACAACCUGAAGCUGUACCUCAAGAGCGACGUGGAUCCGCUCUUGGAGGCACCUGUUCCUGCACCUCCCUGAGUAUCCACCAUGGGCGUCCAGCUAAAAGACGAUAAAGAAGCGCUUGUGGGGAGGCAACCCCACCACGGUUUGACUUUCUUUCUUGUGUUUUGAGUCGGAUUGUAAACCGGUUUGGUUUUGGUUUGUUUUUGGUGUUUUCUUUUGUUUUGGAUGAUGUACUAUUGGGCUGACCAUUGGACCUAACAUAUCGUGUUUGAGCUCUUUGGUUUCCUUUAGCUGUGCCUGUGUUCCCGACUGGUCCUCGCUGCAGUCCGUUUCAUGCCGACUGGUCCAUUUCCAGUCUCCUGCAGUCUGUGCACACCGGUAACAUCGUUCCCCUUUCCUUCCCUCUUCUCCAUUGAGGGCAAUGUCGAUCUUAAGUGUGGGGGGGAUGUUUAUCUUUUGACUGCAUUAGCUCUGUUUGUGUGCUUGGAGCCUAGUCCACUGUCCAAAUUUUUAAAUUUGAGGGCUCCAAGUACGUGUUUCCUUGCAAUUGCCUGCUCAGUAUGCUUUGAAUUGACAGUCUCUGUAGUGAUUUGCAACCUAGGGAGGUAGUGUAGCACUAUGGAGGAUGUUGAUGCAUUUAAGAAGUCUCAUUUCUUCUUCAUAUUGUGUUGGUUGAUUGAGUGAAUUAGUGAUCUUAGGACCCUUGAAUUGUGUGGUGUUGUGGACUCUCUGCCUGUCAUGGACUCUUGUAUCAUGUUUUGAAAAUACAGGUGCUCGAAAAUGUGCUUUAAAAUAACGUCUCCCGUGCGAAUAGGGUGAAAGUGUGUAAGGGGAGACGGGAAUCCGUUCCCAAUUUCCACCUACUACCUCCAGCCCCCUUACAUGUCUUUCCCCCGCACGAGGCUCGAGACACCCGCUCCUGGCAUGGCCGGUAAGAGCCGGGCUCCCGCAAAACCUUUGCUAGGUGGGAGCCCCCGUUUUCUGCAAAAACAGGUUGGAACCCGUGAAAAAAAAGAAAAACAGAAAAACAAGCAAAAAGAAGAAAGAAAAGGGUUCCAACCAUCUUCAAAAAGAAAAUCGAGCACUUUGAAUUAAUGUGAGUCCAUGAUCUUUUGUUUUUGAGAGUCUCUUCAUCCACGAUUCACUUGUCCGCUGUUCACUAUUUGCCAUUAUGCCGACUCGAGACUAGUGCUCUCGCCGAAGAAGCUAUGAGAUGACUUGUGCGUCGGUUGACCUUGUAAGUUGCUAAAUGAUCUAGGAAGUCCUCUACCUACGAUCGAGGUUGUUUGUCGCUAUAGAGGUCUGGAGAGCUGCAUUGGUUUGAGUUAGGUUUGCUUGGGGACAAGCAAACGGUUAAGUGUGGGGGAGUUUGAUAGACCGAUAAUUACACAUGUUUUCACCCCUAUUCUGAAGCCGUUUGUGAGGUUGAUUCUCGGGUUUUAAGCCGAUUUCACGCGAGGUUGUGUGUUUAUGUCAUAUUUCAGGACCCGGCGUUGGAAUCGAGGCGAAGGAACGAGAUUCGGGUCGAAAGGAGCAAGUGAGGCUUGAAGCGGGCUGAAGGAAGAAAAUACCCGGCCAUAACCACAAAUACCCGGUCGGAUAUUAUUAUGAGGAGACCGGGGAAUUCCCUUUUUGGCGUCUGAGAAACAGAAGGGGGCCCGGGCAAAUGCCUUAAAUCCCCGGUCGGGGAUUAUGAGGACAGACCGGGGAUUUUCCCCUUAAAUGAAAUGGUGAGUUUUGC
Linum trigynum is the source of this 3621-nucleotide messenger RNA. NCBI's taxonomy places the organism in Eukaryota, Viridiplantae, Streptophyta, Magnoliopsida, Malpighiales, Linaceae. The record is from the annotation of a GenBank genome assembly.